AUGGAUAGCUUUGAACUCACCUUCGCAGGCUUUGGAGCGAAGAUACAGUCCCUACGUACAGCCGACAUGAUACGUGAGUUUCAGCUGCAAAAACAUGAGCUGGCUAGGACACAAGAGCUGCAGUUGUUGUACCAAUCGGCAGUCUCAUCCGGGAAGAUGGUGCCGGAGAACAGAGAGCAGGAGCGGGCGGCAAGUGUGGGUGUGAGUGUGUGCCAC
Iphiclides podalirius (scarce swallowtail) is the source of this 216-nucleotide messenger RNA. Lineage: Eukaryota; Metazoa; Arthropoda; Insecta; Lepidoptera; Papilionidae. The record is from the annotation of a GenBank genome assembly.